CUACAGCUGCACCAACCACGACCACAGCUUCUCCAACCACAACCUCAGCAGCUCCAACGACAACUACAGCUUCUCCAACCACAACCACAGCAGCUCCAACGACAACUACAGCUGCUCCAACCACAACCACAGCAGCUCCCACCACAACCACAGCUUCUCCAACCACAACCACAGCAUCUCCAACAACAACCACAGCAGCUCCAACCACAACCACAGCAGCUCCAACAACAACUACAGCUGCUCCAACCACAACCACAGCAGCUCCAACCACAACCACAGGUUCUCCAACCACAACCACAGCAGCUCCAACAACAACCACAGCAGCUCCAACCACAACCACAGCAGCUCCAACGACAACUACAGCUGCUCCAACCACAACCACAGCAGCUCCAACCACAACUACAGCAGAACCAACAACAACCACAGCAGCUCCAACCACAACUACAGCUUCUCCAACCACAACCACAGCAGCUCCAACCACAACCACAGCUUCUCCAACCACAACCACAGCAGCUCCAACGUCAACUACAGCUGCUCCAACCACAACCACAGCAGCUCCAACCACAACUACAGUAGAACCAACGACAACCACAGCAGAACCAACAACAACCACAGCAGCUCCAACCACAACUACAGCUUCUCCAACCACAACCACAGCAGCUCACACCACAACUACAGCUUCUCCAACCACAACUACAGCUUCUCCAACCACAACCACAGCAGCUCCCACCACAACUACAGCUUCUCCAACCACAACCACAGCAGCUCCAACCACAACCACAGCAGCUCCAACCACAACCACAGCAGCUCCAACGACAACUACAGCUGCUCCAACCACAACCACAGCAGCUCCCACCACAACCACAGCUUCUCCAACCACAGCUUCUCCAACCACAACCACAGCUGCUCCAACGACAACCACAGCAGCUCCAACCACAACUACAGCUGCUCCAGCCACAACCAUAGCAGCUCCAACCACAACCACAGCAGAUCCAACCACAACCACAGCAGCUCCAACCACAACCACAGCAGCUCCAACAACAACUACAGCUGCAACAACCACAACCACAGCUUCUCCAACCACAACCACAGCAGCUCCAACGACAACUACAGCUGCUCCAACCACAACCACAGCAGCUACAACCACAACUAAAACAGAAACAACCACAACUACAGCAGAACCAACGACAACCACAGCAGAACCAACGACAACCACAGCAGCUCCAACCACAACUACAGCUUCUCCAAC
Messenger RNA from Poeciliopsis prolifica (blackstripe livebearer), 1249 nucleotides. Its product is annotated as probable serine/threonine-protein kinase clkA. NCBI's taxonomy places the organism in Eukaryota, Metazoa, Chordata, Actinopteri, Cyprinodontiformes, Poeciliidae. The annotation marks the transcript as partial. The record is from RefSeq and is a predicted model, not a curated record. The transcript has a single exon.